Homo sapiens (human) is the source of this 1369-nucleotide messenger RNA. It is a transcript of the gene DKK4, whose product is annotated as dickkopf Wnt signaling pathway inhibitor 4. Gene Ontology annotation, cellular component: extracellular region. The transcript is spliced from 5 exons. Bases 658 to 1332 code for a protein of 224 amino acids. Gene Ontology annotation, biological process: negative regulation of Wnt signaling pathway. NCBI's taxonomy places the organism in Eukaryota, Metazoa, Chordata, Mammalia, Primates, Hominidae. The record is from RefSeq and is a predicted model, not a curated record.
AGGGCAGCAAGUAAUUACUAAGUUGUUUUAUGGAGAAACCAAUGUUGUCACCAUACCACACACAGCUAUGUUACAGCCCUGAUGACACCACCUACAAGUCAUUUAGUCUCAGUCACUUCCUAGUGAAGCUCUAGCUUCCAUUUAAUCAGAGACAGUUUGGGAAAGAAGGAGGUGACAUACAACCAGAGUCGUAAUUGGAAAAUAGCCCAGGCAGUGUUCCUUGUGAUUUUAUGUUGUUUUCAUCAACUUGGUGUUUGGAAAUAGACGUCAGUUAGUGACAUGUGUAGCAGGCAUAGAGGAAAGAAUGAACUUUGAAACCAGAAUUCUUGUGUUCAGAUCCCAGGUCUGCAGCCCCCUCGUUGUGGGCCUGUGGCAGAUUAGUGGUCCCUCCGAGUCUCGGUGUCUUCAUUUUUAACAUGGAGACGACCAGAGGGAAACUCCUGGCUGGGUAAGGCCCCCCAAGAGAGAGGCUUCAGCUGCAGGUGGCUUUCUUUGGCCAAAGUCCUGGGAAGGCCUGGACGACACUCAAGAAAAAGCAGUGACAAACAGACGACGUGCUGAGCUGCCAGCUUAGUGGAAGCUCUGCUCUGGGUGGAGAGCAGCCUCGCUUUGGUGACGCACAGUGCUGGGACCCUCCAGGAGCCCCGGGAUUGAAGGAUGGUGGCGGCCGUCCUGCUGGGGCUGAGCUGGCUCUGCUCUCCCCUGGGAGCUCUGGUCCUGGACUUCAACAACAUCAGGAGCUCUGCUGACCUGCAUGGGGCCCGGAAGGGCUCACAGUGCCUGUCUGACACGGACUGCAAUACCAGAAAGUUCUGCCUCCAGCCCCGCGAUGAGAAGCCGUUCUGUGCUACAUGUCGUGGGUUGCGGAGGAGGUGCCAGCGAGAUGCCAUGUGCUGCCCUGGGACACUCUGUGUGAACGAUGUUUGUACUACGAUGGAAGAUGCAACCCCAAUAUUAGAAAGGCAGCUUGAUGAGCAAGAUGGCACACAUGCAGAAGGAACAACUGGGCACCCAGUCCAGGAAAACCAACCCAAAAGGAAGCCAAGUAUUAAGAAAUCACAAGGCAGGAAGGGACAAGAGGGAGAAAGUUGUCUGAGAACUUUUGACUGUGGCCCUGGACUUUGCUGUGCUCGUCAUUUUUGGACGAAAAUUUGUAAGCCAGUCCUUUUGGAGGGACAGGUCUGCUCCAGAAGAGGGCAUAAAGACACUGCUCAAGCUCCAGAAAUCUUCCAGCGUUGCGACUGUGGCCCUGGACUACUGUGUCGAAGCCAAUUGACCAGCAAUCGGCAGCAUGCUCGAUUAAGAGUAUGCCAAAAAAUAGAAAAGCUAUAAAUAUUUCAAAAUAAAGAAGAAUCCACAUUGCAUUUGA